This is a messenger RNA of Equus quagga, 1454 nucleotides long. RefSeq names its product dual specificity phosphatase 11 (gene DUSP11). Gene Ontology annotation, biological process: protein dephosphorylation. The record is from RefSeq and is a predicted model, not a curated record. NCBI's taxonomy places the organism in Eukaryota, Metazoa, Chordata, Mammalia, Perissodactyla, Equidae. Gene Ontology annotation, molecular function: protein tyrosine/serine/threonine phosphatase activity; polynucleotide 5'-phosphatase activity. The coding region runs from base 16 to 1176 and encodes 386 amino acids. The transcript has 9 exons.
GAGGGGCGGUGGCGCAUGCGCGGUAGUGAGGAUUCUGGGCCCUACGUAGGUUGCUCUCUGGACGGUUGCGGUUGGGGAUCUAGUUCUGGCAGCGAGGGCAGUGGGCUGGCGGCUUUGGCGUUCUUGGCGUUGAGUGGGCGGCAUCUUGGGGCCCACAUGAGCCACUGGCAUGAUGCCGGCGGCCGCCGCGUCCAGGGACGUAUCGUUUCCCGACGUUCGUCAUGCAAGAAGAAGGGCGGAAACCGCAUCCCCGAAAGGUGGAAAGACUAUCUCGCAGUUGGACAGCGGAUGCCUGGGACUCGUUUCAUUGCUUUCAAAGUUCCUUUGAAAAAGAAUUUUGAAGAGAAGCUUGCUCCAGAAGAAUGUUUUUCCCCCUUAGAUCUUUUUACAAAAAUCCGAGAGCAGAAUGAAGAACUUGGACUGAUUAUUGAUUUAACAUACACUCACCGCUAUUAUAAACCAGAGGACUUGCCAGAAACUAUUCCUUACUUAAAGAUUUAUACGAUCGGGCAUCAGGUACCCGAUGAUGACACUAUUUUUAAAUUCAAAUGUGCUGUUAAUGGGUUUUUGAAAGACAAUAAAGAUAAUGACAAACUUAUUGGCGUCCACUGUACCCAUGGUUUAAACAGGACUGGCUACCUCAUCUGCAGGUAUUUGAUUGAUGUAGAAGGCAUGAGGCCAGAUGCUGCAAUUGAAUUAUUCAAUAGGUGCCGGGGACAUUGCUUAGAAAGGCAAAACUACAUUGAAGACCUUCAGAAUGGGCCCAUCAGAAAUGCGGAAACAUUCACUUUGAGGAAUUGGGAUUCCAGUGUAUCCAGAUCAAGUGGUUCUGAAGACUUGACACAUAUGAUGGAACCAGUGCACACCUCUAAUAAGUUUGUUAGCCAAGGACCUAGGUAUGAGCUACAUCGAACCCAAGGUUACCCAGUACCUUCUCGGCAUUUCCACACCCAGACUCAAGAUUUGCAGCAGUCAGUAAGAAAAUUUUCACAGAGUCAGAACAUUUAUCGGAGAGGCCGUAUCCCUCCUCCUGGGCCUCCUGGAGAGGACUAUUCACAGAGGAGGUACUCUUGGAACGCAAAGCCAAGUGCCAGGCCAGCAGCCCAGAAUGAAGGCUGGUAUCCUGGCAGUUACUACCGACUUCCGUACCCAACCCACUGGGGAUGGACCGAGUGACACACACCUAUCCUGGAAUCAAUCUGGAGUCAGAGCAGGACUGAAGACCGCGGAAGUGGCUUUUUAUAAGAUCAGAUCAAAUGAGGUUUAUAAUCUAUUUUAUUGCUCCCUUAUGUGUUCAAGAUUAAGGAAAAAUUAUAUUGAUACUUACCUCUUUGCUGAUAAAUCUGUAGUAUUUGUAACAGUGAAGGAAAUGAUCUGUCAUUCCAGUCUUAAAUUUUUUUAAAGGAAGAUAUUUUAGAACUGAUAAAGUAAUAAAGAACUUCCCUUGUAAAUUA